This is a messenger RNA of Dibothriocephalus latus, 528 nucleotides long. Lineage: Eukaryota; Metazoa; Platyhelminthes; Cestoda; Diphyllobothriidea; Diphyllobothriidae. The record is from the annotation of a GenBank genome assembly.
CUGGAGGAUUUAACGAUAUCUGUGGCUGACCACAUUCAACGGGUGCUGAAGAGUAACUUCGCUGCAGCCUGGCAGGAAUUUGAUGCGGACUCCGAGGUUGAAGAGACCUAUUUCCUCACCAAAUUCCCAACAAUUAAGGAGAAUGUUGAUGGUUUGGGUCCUACUUGUCGACCCAGCCGUCCAAUGGCACUUUUGACUGAUGAGGUUUUCUGUCCAAACGAACGCUUCUUAUUAUCUACCGUUCGUUUUUUUCCAUUUAUUACCCCUCCUGCAACAGAGAUGGUAUCUGAACUUCUGAACCAUUUGGGUAUGCAACCUUGUGAGCGCUCCGACCAGCUCCCGGCCGAAGCGAAACCUUCACACACCCUCCUACUCUCCGGAGUUUUCCGCGGUGGCAUUCCCGUCCUCUCACGGUGCAGGUUGGCCAAGUCAGUUCAACCGGAAACCGCGUCUGGCGUGAAUCUCCAAAUUCUUGUCCGUUCCUCCGUGCCUGAGAUAAGCCAGGCCAUCGCAGACUCGCUGAGUUAG